AUGGAAGGGUUUGACCACGUUCAUGGACAAGACGUGAUCGACGCAGUCGAUCAGCACCCUUUAGGUUCCGCAGGCCGAAAGCUUUUGGAAGACGACGACCACGGCAAGGGAGGCAAGCAGCACAUCCAACAACCUCAAGUUCACGACUAUGGAUCUACCAAGACACCCGAUGACGCCCCAGUUGGAAGUCUUCGGGAUAAAUGGAGAUUGCUUCCGUACUUUCUAAGACUACGAUCGCUUCUCCGCCAGCACAUUGACUCCUUCGACCAUUUUGUCGAUGUCGAAAUGCAGCAAAUUGUCCAAAGUCCUUCGGCGUGCGAGAUUCGUUCCGAACACGAUCCAAAAUUUUAUUUGCGUUAUGAGGCUUGCUGGGUCGGAGAACCCUCUGUGGAGGAAGAUUCUUAUUCGGUGAAAUCCGCCACGCCCUUCCAAUGCCGACUUCGCGACUGUACUUACUCGGCACCUAUCUACGUCAACGUUCGCUACACCCGGGGACGGCAGAUUGUCGUCAAAAGAAAGGUCAUGAUUGGGCGAAUGCCAAUCAUGUUGCGCUCCAAGAAAUGUCUUCUCCGGGACAGGUCGGAAGACGAUCUGGCGGGUAUGAAGGAAUGCCCUUACGAUCCUGGCGGCUACUUCGUUAUUAAGGGCGUGGAGAAGGUAAUACUUAUUCAGGAGCAAUUGUCCAAGAAUCGAGUCAUCUUAGAAGAAGACAAUAAAGGUAUCAUGGCGUCGAUCACGUCCUCCACCCAUGAAAGGAAAUCGAAGGCCUAUAUUCUGAUUAAGAACGGCCGCGUGUAUCUUAAAAACAAUACUCUCGGCGACGAUAUUCCAGUUGCUGUUGUACUGAAGGCAAUGGGCAUAGAGUCUGAUUUGGAGCUUGUGCAGCUUGUUGGUAGCGAGUCACCGAUCAUCAACGCACUGGCCCUUUCGCUGGAAGAGCCUAGCCGUCUCGGUAUACACACACAAGCUCAGGCACUACGUUUCAUUGGUGCCAAAAUUCGUGGCCGAUCGGGGCCCAGUGGGCCAAGCAGUAGCUAUAGAAAGAAUGUGUCUCCCGAAGACGAGGCGAGAGAGGUGCUGGCGAACGUUGUACUGAGCCACGUUCCCGUUACACAUUUUGAUUUUCGUGAGAAGGCUCUCUAUAUUGGCCAUAUUGUUCGGCGAGUAUUGUUGGUACAUCUUGGCAAGAUGCCGUUGGAUGACAAGGAUUACUACGGAAACAAACGCCUCGAACUAGCUGGAAAUCUAUUGAGCUUACUUUUUGAGGAUUUGUUCAAGAUUUUCAACAAAGAUUUGAAGCGACAGGCCGAUCUCGUCCUGUCAAAGCCAAAUCGCACACAAGCCUUUGAUGUUGUCAAAACGAUUCGCCCUGAUACAAUAACAAACGGAAUGAUCAACGCUAUUGCAACAGGAAAUUGGGUGUUAAAGCGAUUUCGUAUGGACCGAGCCGGGGUCACGCAAGUUCUGUCUCGUCUUUCGUAUAUGUCUGCCCUUGGCAUGAUGACCCGAAUCAACAGCCAAUUUGAGAAAACUCGGAAAGUGAGCGGCCCGAGAUCAUUGCAGCCUUCGCAAUGGGGUAUGUUGUGUCCCGCAGAUACUCCCGAAGGUGAAGCCUGCGGUUUGGUGAAAAAUUUGGCGUUGCUUGGACACAUUACAACCGAUGAAGCUGACACAAGACCUAUUGAACGGAUUUGCAGAGACCUUGGAGUUGAAGACGUCAAGCGGAUGACGGGCCACGAAAUUAAUUCGCACCAAGCCUUUCUAGUGUUUUUGAACGGACUGAUACUAGGGGUGCACACUCGGCCGAGAGAACUUGUUCGGAACCUCCGAAAGAUGCGACGUAGAGGGCUGGCGGGAGAGUUUGUCUCCGUCUAUCUCCACGACGAACAGUGCGCGGUUCACAUCGCCACUGAUGGUGGUAGAGUUUGCCGGCCACUUUUGAUCGUGGACGAAGAAACUGGCCUACCCAAACUACAACAAAUUCAUAUGGAAUCGUUGGCAUUGGGUACGAUGGACAUCACCGACUUGAUGCGGCAAGGAAUCGUUGAAUAUGUAGACUGCAACGAAGAAAAUAACACGCUGAUCGCGGUCACAGAACGUGAUUUGGAAGUCGCUAUCUUGCACGGGUUGGAAACGCGUAAAAUGCGUUAUACACAUUUGGAGGUAGAUCCAUUCACCAUUUUGGGUGUCGUUGGGGGGAUCAUUCCGUUUCCGCACCACAACCAGUCUCCGCGAAACACCUAUACUGUUGCUAUGGCAAAACAGGCUAUGGGUUCUGUGUCAAUGAACCAAUACGAACGAAUGGACGGUCUUAUCUAUACCCUAAUUUAUCCACAAAAACCAAUGGUGAAAAGUAGAACCCUGGAUUUGGUAAAUUUCGACAAUAUACCAGGUGGUCAUAACGCGUGCAUUGCCGUGAUGAGUUACAGUGGCUAUGAUAUUGAAGAUGCAAUCAUUCUGAACAAGGCAGCAGUUGAUCGAGGGUUUGGGCGUUGUAUGGUUCUUCGAAAACACCAAACAAGUGUUCGGCGCUACGCCAAUGGAACUAUGGACCGGACUUGUGCUCCUCCUGAUCCAGGUAGUUUUCCGGAUGGCGAAGACGAUAAGCGUUUCGCUCGAUACAUGGCAAUUGACAAAGAUGGAAUUUGCCGAGUCGGGGAAAAGAUUGAAAAUGGCUCAGUAAUGGUUAACAAGGAAUCCCCUGCAGACACCACUAGCAAUAUGGCUGGCGUCGAUUUCGGAUUUAACAGCGGCAUGUCGAUGGCCCACUUGAAUUACAAACCCUCUGGAGUAUCUUAUCGCGGAAGUGCGUCUACCUAUGUCGAUAAAGUGCUGAUAACAUCAAACGAAAACGAGCAAUUUCUGAUCAAAGUUAUGCUUCGUCAAGUUCGCCGGCCAGAAAUCGGGGAUAAAUUUGCUUCACGGCAUGGGCAAAAAGGAGUCUGUGGUUUAAUUGUACCGGAAGAAGACCUUCCUUUCAACGAAUUUGGGCACGUCCCCGAUCUAAUAAUGAACCCACAUGGCUUUCCUUCUCGGAUGACUGUCGGGAAGCUUUUAGAGCUUUUGGUAGGAAAGGCAGGCCUGUACGAAGGUCGUCAAGGAUAUUCCUCGGCUUUCGGAGAGGAAUUUGGUUCUGCUGACACUGCACAAUCUGCGUCGGAGGCUUUGCUGAGAAAUGGUCUCAACUAUACCGGUAAAGAUAUUCUCUAUAGUGGCACUAACGGCGAGCCAUUGGAUGCAUACAUUUUCUCCGGCCCCGUGUUUUAUCAAAAGCUCAAGCACAUGGUUUUGGACAAGGCACAUGCGCGGGCCCGGGGUCCUCGCGCCGUGCUAACACGUCAGCCGACAGAAGGUAGAUCUCGUGAUGGUGGGUUGCGUUUGGGUGAAAUGGAACGCGAUUGUUUAAUUGCGUAUGGAGUAUCAAACUUGAUCAUGGAGCGCCUUAUGCAUUCUUCGGAUGCCUUCAGUGCCAACGUUUGCCUCACUUGUGGGCUACUACAAUACGAAGGUUGGUGUCAAUACUGCCGGUCCGGCGAAAAAGUGGCUGAUAUCCGUUUACCCUAUGCUUGUAAGCUUCUAUUCCAGGAGCUCCAAUCGAUGAAUGUCUUACCUCGUCUCCGACUGCAAGAUAAAUGAAUACGCUGCCAAUUGCCGUCGGGGAAGGUAGUGUUUACUGUUAAUUGUGUUGGUGUUGACCGUGAUAAAUAAUAGGUGGGCACAAUCGGACAGUAACCCCUUAUUCAAAAUUCACUGUCACGUCAUCUGUUUCCUGUCUGUUAUGCCAGCAAAUCGGUUUUUCAAAAAAAGGAAUAUCCUAGACGACAAAUAAUUUAUGUUUCUUAUAAAUUU
Messenger RNA from Phaeodactylum tricornutum CCAP 1055/1, 3849 nucleotides. RefSeq lists its product with no specific name. The transcript is spliced from 2 exons. Gene Ontology annotation, cellular component: RNA polymerase III complex. Bases 1 to 3636 code for a protein of 1211 amino acids. Gene Ontology annotation, biological process: DNA-templated transcription. Gene Ontology annotation, molecular function: ribonucleoside binding; DNA-directed RNA polymerase activity; DNA binding. The record is from RefSeq and is a predicted model, not a curated record. Lineage: Eukaryota; Bacillariophyta; Bacillariophyceae; Surirellales; Neidiaceae.